GCCGUCGAUACCGCGUAGACGCGCUACGCCACGCGACCGGGUGAAAACUUAGUUCGUUCGUGUAUUUGGGUCACAGCCAUGAAGACCGGCUACCGCAACCUACUGGCGAUGACAGUGAUGUGCCUGAUGAUGGGCGCCGCGGCCAGUCCAGCGAGAAGGUCGCAGGACAUCGAGGCGCGGCGCAGGAGUGCUGUAGACCGGAGUCUAAUCAGGUUCGGCAGAUCGUACCCGGCAGAGCCAUCGGCAGCCGACAUCCGGGAGCUCCUCCAACGCCCCGUGCGAAGAGGCACCAGCUUCUUACGCCUUGGCAGAUCCCAACCCUUGAACUCUGACGACAUCAUAUCCCUCUUAAAAUCUUACGAGGAAUACGAAGAACCAAGCAAGAGGGGAACUACCUUCAUGAGACUUGGAAGGAGCCCGCAGUUCAUGAGACUAGGCAGGUCUGGUGAUAAGCCUGAGGAAACUGGGUACCAAGAGAGGAAGAGCAGGGCAAGAGACCAGUUCCUGAGGCUUGGGAGGGAUAGUGAGGAAUUCAGCGAGGUUGACGAAGAAGACGAGGAAAGCAGAAAGAAGAGAGACACUUGCCCAGAGUGUCAGGCGUAAUUCUGUUGCGUUUUGUGGCUUGAGGUUUCUAGGACUAAUUGGUUUACCUAUUAGUUCUUGAAUUUGAAAUUAUUAAAAUAAAAGUUCAACUAAAAACAUGGGUCCAUUCUGCUGAUCCAGAAUCAGUAUUUUAUUUUAAGGUACGCACAAUUUUUUAAAA
This is a messenger RNA of Leguminivora glycinivorella, 763 nucleotides long. RefSeq names its product FMRFamide-related peptides-like (gene Fa). The record is from RefSeq and is a predicted model, not a curated record. The transcript is spliced from 3 exons. NCBI's taxonomy places the organism in Eukaryota, Metazoa, Arthropoda, Insecta, Lepidoptera, Tortricidae. The coding region runs from base 79 to 603 and encodes 174 amino acids.